AUGUGCAGCCCUGAGGAGGAGGCCCUGCUGCGGCUGGAGGAGGUCUUCUCCUCCACCCUCGCCCGCAUCAACAGCCUCGUCCUCCAGCCCCUGCUCACGGCUGAGCCCUCGGACCCCCAGGGCAGAGAGUGCCUGCGGCUCUUGCAGCAGCUACACAGGAGCUCCCAGCAGCUCUGGGAGGUGACGGAGGAGAGCCUGCACUCGCUGAGGAGGAGGCUGUGCCACCAGGACUCCGCCGGGCUGGAAUCCCUGCUGUUGUUGUGUGGCGCCGACCGCGUUCUACGGGUGCACGUAGAGUACAUCGAAGCCUACACUAGCUGCGUGGUGGUGCAGGCCUUUCAGAAGGCAGCAAAGAAGAGGAGGAGCUCAGAGGCCUCCGUGGGCACAACGCUGGUCCAGGCGCUCCGCCAGCCGCUCGCCCAUCAUGUGCAGCAGUACGUGCUCCUCCUGCUGAGCCUCGGGGACACCGUUGGGGAGCGUCACCCCACUCGGGAGCUGGUGGUGCACGCGGCCACCCUCUUUGGGAACCUAGAGUCCUUCAUGAGGCAGGCGCUGGACCAGGCCACCGCCACGCAGGCCCUCUGGCACACCCUGAGCAGCCGGCUGAGAGAUGUGCUCUGCACCCCUGCUCGCAGACUCCUGCAAGACAGCCAGGACAUACCUGUGACGGUCACCCCGCUACGGGCGGAGCGCGUGCUGCUCUUCGAUGAUGCCCUGGUCUUGCUGCAGGGCCACAGCGUCCACACCUUUGAUCUGAAGCUGGUGUGGGUGGAUCCUGGGCAGGACGGGUGCUUCCUAGAGGGGCUGCCUCCACAGCAGUGACCUAUCCUGUGUUUCCCCUGUCCCCACCAGAUGGUCUGGCAGUGGAAGGUAACUCAGGCUGUGUGCCAGGCCCUGCGUGGGAAGAAGGACUUCCCCAUGCUGGGGGCGGGCCUGGAGUCCCCCGAGCCCCCCACCUGCCGCUGCGUGGCAUACACCUUCCGCGCCGAGGGUCGGCUCUGCCAGGCCACCUACGAGGGCGAGUGGUGCCGGGGCAGGCCCCAUGGCAAGGGCACCCUGAAGUGGCCAGAUGGCCGGAAUCACGUGGGGAAUUUUUGCCAGGGCCUGGAGCACGGCUUCGGCAUCCGCCUGGUGCCCCAGGCCUCCGAGGACAAGUUUGACUGUUACAAGUGCCACUGGUGGGAAGGCAGCAUGUGUGGCUACGGCAUCUGUGAGUACAGCACCGACGAGGUGUACAAAGGCUACUUCCAGGCGGGCCUGCGGCACGGAUUCGGGGUCCUUGAGAGCCCCCCACAGGCCCCGCAGCCCUGCAAGUACACGGGCCACUGGGAGAGGGGCCAGAAGAGCGGCUACGGCAUCGAGGAGGAUGGUGACAGGGGUGAGCGCUAUAUUGGCAUGUGGCAGGCUGACCAGCGCCAUGGCCCAGGGGUCAUGGUCACCCAGGCAGGUGUCUGCUACCAGGGCACCUUCCAGGCGGACAAGAUGGUGGGCCCAGGGAUCCUCCUCUCUGAAGACGACUCCUUGUAUGAGGGCACCUUCACCAGGGACCUGACCCUUGUGGGGAAGGGCAAGGUCACCUUCCCCAAUGGCUUCACCCUGGAGGGCUCUUUUGGCAGCGGGCCAGGAGGAGGGCUGCAUACCCAGGGCCUGCUGGACACAGCCGCCCUCCCGCCAGAACCAAGUGGCACCCGUAAGAGGCAGCUAGGUGUGGGCGCCUUCCCCGCGGAGAGCCGCUGGCAGGGCGUCUACGGCCCCUUCCGGGACUUCGUUAGCGCCGGCUGCCCUGGGGACUUGCAGGAGGCCCUGCUGGGCUUCCACGUGCAGAACUCGAGGGAGCUUCGCAAGUCCCAGGAGUACCUGUGCUGCGAGAGGACCCAGCCCGAGGACCGCGCGGGCAGAAUGGAAGACGUCCUGGACGAGCUGCUGCAGCACCGGGAGCCCAGAGCCCUGCGGCAGUGCCUCAGGAAGGCUCUGAGCAACUCGCUACACCCCCUGGGAAAGCUGCUCCGGACGCUGAUGCUGACCUUCCAGGCCACGUAUGCCGGUAUCGGGGCCAACAAGCACCUGCAGGCGCUGGCCCAGGAGGAGGUGAAGCAGCAUGCCCGGGAACUCUGGGCCGCCUACAGGGGUCUGCUGCAGGUGGCCUUACAGCGCAAGGGCCAGGCUCCAGAGGAAGACGAAGAUACAGAGACAAGGGACGUGCAGGUGCACGGAUUGGUGCUGCCCCUUAUACUGCCCAGCUUCUACUCGGAGCUCUUCACGCUCUACCUGCUUCUCCAUGAGACGGAGGACGGUCUCUACAGCCAGGGCAUUGCCCACCUGAGCCUCUUCCCCGACACCAAGCUGCUUGAGUUCCUGGACGUGCAGAAGCACCUGUGGCCCCUCAAGGACCUCACGCUGACGACCAAUCAGAGACUCUCCCUGGUCAGGGACAAGUGCUUCCUGUCAGCCACUGAGUGUCUGCAGAAGAUCAUCACCACGGUGGACCCCAUGAAGCUGGAGGUGCUGGAGAGGACAUACGGGGAAAUUGAGGCCACCGUGUCGCGGGUGCUGGGCCAGGAGCACAAGCUGCCCAUGGACGACCUGCUGCCGCUGCUCACUCCACGGGUGUCACGCUCCAGAAUCCAGCACCUGGGAGCCGAGAUCCACCUGAUCCGUGACAUGAUGGACCCCAUCCACACGGGAGGCCUGUAUGACUUCUUACUCACGGCCUUGGAGUCCUGUUACGAACACAUCCAGAAGGAAGAUAUGAGGCUGCACCGCUUUCCCGGCCGCGGGGACUCCAGACGGCCCUGGUAG
This is a messenger RNA of Puma concolor (puma), 2799 nucleotides long. NCBI's taxonomy places the organism in Eukaryota, Metazoa, Chordata, Mammalia, Carnivora, Felidae. The record is from RefSeq and is a predicted model, not a curated record.